UUCCUCUCUCCGCUUCACACACGCACGCACGGCACGCACAUUAUUCUGAGAGGCAAGAGUCCAGAGUGCAGAAAACACGCCCAUGUUAAUGUUAUCUAUUAUAUAUUGACAACAGCUGUUUGCAAAUUGCAGUUGCAGAGAAUGAUUUAACUCAAGCUCCAUUUCUUUUGUAUGGCCUAAAAUAAUUAAUCCAUUAUUUUUAAACUUCUCUUUUUCCCUCUGUAAAUUGACAGCCUAAUCAACAGCCUGGAAAGAGCUGGUGCAUUUCGCACCAGAAAGAACCACCACUCACUGCUUCAAAAUCUGUCCAAUUUUCCCAGUUUAACUAUACUCCUCUUCAUUGGAACACCUUUUUAGCUCCGUUGAGAGAGCUAUUAUAUGGGCUGAAUAGAUCUGGGAAUUAUUAGGUACUGCAUUGUUUGCAUCAAUUUUGGCUGUGGGAAGUUGUGGGAUUGCUAAAGUUCCAAUCUUGAUUGAAAAAUCUGUUUGGAGUGGUGGGAAGCUAUGGAUAUUGUAGCUGUGUUCUUGCUCUGCAUUGCUGCUAGUAGUGUGUCUAUGGCUGCAUUCACACCUGCUAAUAACUACUUGCUUGCCUGUGGAUCUUCACAAAACGUGAUGUUUCUUGGCCAAACAUAUGUUCCUGAUUCCUCAUUUUCUUUGAAAAGCCGUGGGGAUUCUUAUGUUGCCGCCUCCAACUCCACCGCCCCUUUCCCUCUUUACCAGUCAGCCCGAGUCUUCAGGAGCACGGCGUCGUACAGAUUUGAUAUUAAGCGACAGGGUCGGCAUUGGGUUCGCCUCCACUUCCACCCUCUCUCGGGCCAGAAUCUGACUUCUUCUUCCAUCACUGUUGUGACCGAGGAUUUUGUGCUUUUGCACAACUUCAGUUUCGACACUUACAAGGGCUCGUAUCUCUUCAAAGAGUACUCAGUCAGUGUCACUUCGAACAGCUUGUUGGUUACAUUCAUUCCUGCCAAUGGCUCUGUGGCCUUUGUGAAUGCCAUUGAAGUAGUGUCUGCCCCGGACAGCUUGAUUCCUGACCAGGCAUCUAUUGUGUCACCACAUGGUCAGUUUGACGGCCUUUCCGGGCUGGCUCUGGAAACCAUCUAUCGUCUGAAUAUGGGCGGUCCUCUUAUUACUGCUGAGAACGACACUUUGAGUAGGACUUGGGAGAAUGAUGCCAAGUAUCUCCAUGUGAACAGCUCUGCGUCUAACGUCUCUGUCAGCCCUUUGAAUAUAAAAUAUGGUGAUGCUGUUGCACCUGAGAUAGCUCCUAAUUAUGUCUAUGCUACUGCUCAGACCAUGGGAGAUGCUAGUGUGUCUAAUGUGAACUUUAACAUCACUUGGGUCGUCCAAGUUGAUCCCAGUUUCUCGUAUUUCUUGCGGGUGCAUUUCUGUGAUAUUGUGAGCAAAUCUCUGAAUAGUCUGAUAUUUAACCUAUACAUCAAUACUGAUAUUGCUGUUGGGAGUCUGGAUCUAUCGAAUAAAGCUGGAAACUUGGAUGUGCCAUAUUACACAGAUUUUGUCUCCAAAGUUCCUGCAGAUUCGGAUACUCUCACAGUAAGCGUUGGUCCUGACGUUAAUGCUGAUUUCCCAAAUGCCAUAUUGAAUGGUCUUGAAAUCAUGAAGAUUAGCAAUGAUGCCAAAAGCUUAACUGGAAGCUUGCCCGUGGAAACUCUCCUUGUGCUGCCUCCCAAAAAGCAUAAAACCGGUACCAUAAUCGGCUCUGUGGUUGGUGCUGUGGUUGCAUUGCUCCUUUGUGGAUUGUGUUACUUCUGCUUGGUGGCUCGUAGGUCGAAGGAAGCCAACCAAGGAAGUUCUUGGCUUCCUCUGCCGUUGUAUGGAAACUCUUUGACUAUGACAAAAAUGUCCACUGUUUCUCAGAAGAGUGGUACAGCCAGUUGCAUCUCGUUAGGUUCUUCCAAUCUUGGCCGGUUCUUCACGUUUCAAGAAAUAAUGGAUGCAACUAAUAAAUUUGAUGAAGGCAUGCUACUCGGUGUUGGUGGUUUUGGUAGGGUGUACAAAGGAACUCUAGAGGAUGGAACUAGGGUGGCUGUCAAGAGAGGGAAUCCGAGAUCCGAGCAAGGCAUUGCUGAAUUUCGAACUGAGAUUGAAAUGUUGUCCAAACUCCGCCAUCGUCACCUUGUGUCACUUAUUGGCUACUGCGAUGAGCAGUCUGAGAUGAUUUUAGUGUAUGAAUACAUGGCUAAUGGGCCUCUCCGGAGCCAUCUCUAUGGGACAGAUCUUCCACCCCUUUCCUGGAAAUUGCGGCUGGAGAUAUGCAUAGGUGCAGCUAGGGGGCUUCAUUACCUCCACACCGGAGCUGCACAGAGCAUCAUCCAUCGAGAUGUGAAAACAACCAAUAUACUCCUAGAUGAGAAUUUUGUUGCCAAGGUGGCCGAUUUUGGUCUGUCUAAAGCCGGACCAGCCAUUGAUCAGACACACGUGAGCACAGCUGUCAAAGGUAGCUUUGGAUACCUUGAUCCCGAGUACUUCAGAAGGCAACAGCUGACUGAGAAAUCAGAUGUCUACUCAUUUGGUGUGGUUCUCAUGGAGGUGCUUUGCACGAGGCCAGCCCUCAACCCGGUUCUCCCUCGAGAGCAAGUGAAUAUUGCCGAGUGGGCGAUGACCUGGCAAAAGAAGGGAAUGCUGGACCAUAUCAUGGACAAGAAUCUUGUAGGGAAGGUAAACAGUGCUUCUCUCAAGAAAUUCGGUGAGACGGCAGAAAAAUGCCUGGCUGAGCACGGUGUCGAUAGGCCUUCCAUGGGAGAUGUUUUGUGGAACUUGGAGUAUGCUCUCCAGCUGGAGGAGACGACAUCCGCCCUCAUGGAGCCGGAUGAUAAUAGCACAAACCAUAUCCCUGGCAUUGCCUUAACGCCGCUGGAGCCAUUUGACAACAGCGUGAGCAUGAUAGAUGGAGUUAACUCAGGAACAGACGACGAUGCAGCCACCAGUGCGGUUUUCUCUCAGCUAGUGAAUCCUCGUGGCAGAUUCAAUGAUGAGCUACAGAUUUUACAUGACUGAGUAUACAAAGGUGAUUUUGCUAUUCAUUCUAUUGUUUGAAUUUUCAUAUUUUCCCCUAAUAUUACAAAUACAAACAUGAGUGUAUGUAUAGUAUAUAAACUAUAGUUUGGUGGGGGCAAAGCAAAGCAAAGCAAAUCCAUGUUGCUCUUGCAUAUAUCCCAAUGAAAUGUAUCCCUAUAUUUAAUUGGAUUAAUCCAUUUGUUUCUACAAUCAUAUUGUAAGUUCUGCAGAAAUGCCCCCUUUUGUUUGUUGUUUAAAUGAAUUAGUAUAAAUCAUAAACUUUUGAAGACACUGAUAAAAAUUAAAUAUAAGUAAAAGAGCUGGAUUUAUGUAAUUUGGAGUUUCUCCCACUUGGACUCUAGCAUUAUAUAUUCAAUAGUGAAAAGCUAUAAAAAAGGAAAAAAUCCACCAAUAGUCUGUAGUUCAGACAAGACAAUAGGCAUCUUCUCAGACAUAAAGAUGCUUUUCUCUUGUUUAUAUCUGCCAAGGGUCAACAAAGCCUUUGUUAGAAGAAAAAAAGGGGCAAUGAAAAGGGAAGAAAAAGGGCAAGUUAAGGUUUGUGUGGGAAUUGAUCUCCUAUGGGGGGCUCUGGUGAACGACCUGAGCGCUCUUCUUCCGAUUCUCAUCCCCAAUUUAGUGAUGGAGGGCGAGAUGUUGCAGGGAGACGGCCGCCUGGGCACUGUUUAUCACUUCAAAUUUGGCACUGGUGUGCCAAAUAUGAGCUACCAGAAGGAAGAAAUAGUGGAACUCGAUGAGAGUGUGCAUCGGAUUGGGCUGCAAGUGAUCGAGGGGGGUCGCCUUGGUCUAGGCUUCACCUACUACAAAAACACGUUCCAGCUCACUGCAACUGGUGAUUCGGAAACUCUAGUUGAUGCCACGGUCGAUUAUGAGACUGAACGCCAAGAGACGAAUGCGCCUCCAGGGGAAACGGUGACGACUGGAAUUGCAUUCAUCAAGGAACUCGAAGCCUUUCUGCUGAAGCAAGAAUCAAAUUAGUGAGCUUCUUUUUAGUAUGUAGGCUCAUAAAUAAGUUGCAUCAGCUGCUUUCCUAUUAUGUGAUUUAUUAUGCAUGAUCGCUCAUAUUAUUGUUAUUAAAUCGGAAACAUGCGUUUAGACGGUUUCACAAUUUUUCAA
Molecule: messenger RNA, 4155 nt
Organism: Salvia splendens (bonfire salvia)
Lineage: Eukaryota; Viridiplantae; Streptophyta; Magnoliopsida; Lamiales; Lamiaceae
Product: receptor-like protein kinase THESEUS 1
Exons: 4
Coding region: 505-3021 (838 amino acids)
Biological process (GO): protein phosphorylation
Molecular function (GO): ATP binding; protein kinase activity
Source: RefSeq, a predicted model, not a curated record